ACAGUCCCUCCAGUCCUGUCGUGGUGCGGUGGUUUGUGGUGAAAAUUUGCAUAAUAAUCUUUCGCAGAAAGCAAGCAAGAAAGAAAAAGGGCCAUGGAGGCCCUGCACUUGCACCGCGUGCUUCUCAUGCCUGUUUCCCAAAAAACCUCAAUCUUUUUGCGCGCCAGUGGCACCCCAUUAUCCACACUUGCAAGGCCACCAUUGCGUUGGAGCUCUCAAACUUGCAGUGCCAGAGCAGGGUGGUUUUUGGGUCUUGGAGCAGACAGCAAGAAGACCAAUUUACCUGAUACCGUCAAAGCCGGUGACCCCGUUCUGCACGAGCCAGCCCAGGAUGUUGAUCCUAACGAAAUAAAGUCGGAGAGAGUGCAGAAGAUCAUUGAUGACAUGAUCCAGGUCAUGAGAAAGGCUCCUGGUGUUGGUCUUGCUGCUCCCCAGAUUGGAAUUCCUUUGAGGAUAAUUGUUUUGGAAGAUACAAAAGAGUACAUUAGUUAUGUCUCAAAGGAAGAGGCUAAAACUCAAGAUAGAAGACUUUUUGAUCUUUUGGUGAUCCUGAAUCCCAAGCUAGAGAAGAAGGGCAAGAGGACUGCUCUGUUUUUUGAAGGGUGCUUGAGUGUUGACGGGUUCAGAGCAGUGGUGGAGCGACACCUUGACGUUGAAGUUACAGGUUUGGAUCGUUAUGGUGCACCAAUCAAAAUAAUUGCUUCUGGCUGGCAGGCUCGGAUUUUACAACACGAGUGUGAUCACUUGGAUGGAACUCUGUAUGUUGAUAAGAUGCUACCUAGAACUUUCAGAACUGUGGACAACAUGGACCUGCCUCUUGCCCAGGGGUGCCCCAAACUUGGUCCUCGCUAAAAUUACACUCCAGCUGUUUCUGAUAAGGCAUUCAAUGCAGUUUCAAUGUUGUAGCUUAUACUCGGAAAAAAAAUCAGAGUUGUGGACUAUGGAGUCUGGAUAUUGACAGUGCCUAGCUUUUCUGCCCAUUGACAAAAAAUUGGGUUUGCUGUCUUCUUGUUGUUUGGAGCAUUGAGGUGGCUACUUAGGCAUUAGAAAUUCAUGUAACUUUUGUCAGCUCUAAUGCAAACUUAUACCAAUUGUGUGCAGAUCUUGGUUAUUUCAUCCUUCAAUGAUGAGGGAGAAUUGUCGUUCUAAUAAAUCAGAAUUAUAUGAAAGUUCAUGUUCUAAAUACUACCAAUACCCAUUCUAAAUCAGCUGUUUGUACCUAUUUUUAUGGUGA
Glycine soja is the source of this 1234-nucleotide messenger RNA. RefSeq names its product peptide deformylase 1A, chloroplastic-like. Gene Ontology annotation, cellular component: mitochondrion; chloroplast. Lineage: Eukaryota; Viridiplantae; Streptophyta; Magnoliopsida; Fabales; Fabaceae. The transcript is spliced from 5 exons. Bases 94 to 852 code for a protein of 252 amino acids. Gene Ontology annotation, molecular function: peptide deformylase activity. Gene Ontology annotation, biological process: N-terminal protein amino acid modification; peptidyl-methionine modification. The record is from RefSeq and is a predicted model, not a curated record.